CCAUGAGUGCAGUCGAAAGAAGUGAAAAUGGGAAGACAAAUAAUAUUAAACGCAGUUUUGUUACUAAUAGUAUACGAAAUAUUCUUGUUGGCUACAGCAACCGGAGAAGAGCCGUGUCAAUUAACCAACAAACAAAUUGAUGAACAAUGCCGAUCUUAUGCUGAUAAAAUCUUCAAGCCAAUACUAGUUUAUUUAGAAAAGAGCGAAAUAAAGAAGAAAAAGAUAAUUCAAUUAAAUUCCAAUCUUAUGGAAAAGUAUCGAGAAAUUGUAAGAGUCUAUGAAAAAGUAAUGAAGGAGACAUUUCAGCUAGAUGAGUAUAAAAACAAAAUAUUAAAACAACAAAAUUCUCUGCAGUUGUGUGAAAACAAAGUUAAUAAAUCAAAAACUGAGAUUAAUUCCCAAACAGAAAUAAUUGAAAAACUUACACCAAAUAUGACAUUUUCUGAGAAUAUUGUUAAAUGCAAAGACGAAUUAGAAGAAAAAUCAAAAGAUUUGGAAACUUUAGAACUUCAAUUCAAUAAUAUAAAUUCGAGUCUUAAUGAGCAUAAUAAAAAUAUUUCGUCAAACGAAAAUUUUCAAAAUGCAAUGGAAUAUCAGAAAACAAUUGAGUUGAAAUUAAAAGAGAAUAAAGCAAAAUUAGUAGAGAAAGAAAAAGAAUAUCAAUUAUGUCAAGCGAAAGUUAGUGAAUUAAAUGCGACUGCAAAGGAAACGAGUCCCUCUGAUUGCAUUCCUUUUGGAGAGCAUCCUGGUAUUCAUCAAAUCAAAGUUUCUGGCAUUGGUUUCAUCGAUGUUUUGUGUGAUAGUCAGGCAGCUGGACCUGGCUGGAUCGUGAUACAACAGCGAAUCGGUGGAAGCGAGAGUUUCAACUUGGAUUGGGCAAACUACCGCAGAGGCUUCGGUGCUUUCGAUGAGGAUUUCUUCCUUGGCUUGGAGAAGAUUUAUCGUCUGACCAACUCUCGUCACUAUGAGCUAUAUGUGCAUAUGGUUAGUGCAGAUGGCAAAGUAUACUACGCUCAUUACGAUCACUUCAAAAUAUCUGAUGAGGAUCAUGGUUACGCAUUGAGCAGCCUUGGCAAAUUUAAUGGGACUGCUGGUGAUGAGCUCAGAAUCCAUGAGUACAUGCGCUUCUCAACAUUCGAUCGAGAUAAUGAUAUGAAUAAUCGUCUAAAUUGUGCUGACUUUUACGCCAGUGGCUGGUGGUACCGCAAUUGUUUUAAUUGUAAUUUAAAUGCAGUGUAUGGGCAGGAUCUAAGGUGGUCUACGUAUUUUACUCGUGUUAUCAAAGAAGCAAAGAUGCUGAUACGCCCCAAAGAAGAGAAGAAUAAGUAAAGGCAACUGAUAAUUUAAUACUUAUUUUUUUUAAUUAAUUAACUAAAUGUGUAUCUUUAUAUUGCUCAAUUUAAAGUUGUAAAUUUGUGUUUGUUCUCAUGUUUAGAUGGCAAUAAAUGUGUAAAA
Messenger RNA from Drosophila albomicans, 1455 nucleotides. RefSeq names its product fibrinogen-like protein 1. The transcript is spliced from 3 exons. Lineage: Eukaryota; Metazoa; Arthropoda; Insecta; Diptera; Drosophilidae. The coding region runs from base 28 to 1329 and encodes 433 amino acids. The record is from RefSeq and is a predicted model, not a curated record.